CUUAUUGUAACCUAGGACAUACAGACAAGUGUCAUGGCGGCCGAAACGGGUGUGGACAACGAUAGUGGAGGGGGGUCCAGGGGUUCCGGAGGAGCAAAGAAAGAGUCGGAUAAGGACCGGGCAACCUUCGAAUGUAACAUUUGUCUGGACACCGCGCACGAUGCUGUCAUCAGCCUUUGUGGCCACCUGUUCUGUUGGCCAUGCUUACAUCAAUGGUUAGAAACACAGCCCGGAAAGCAAGAAUGUCCAGUGUGCAAAGCCGGGAUUAGCAGAGAUAAAGUAAUCCCUCUGUAUGGUCGUGGAAGCACAAGUCACGAUGAUCCAAGGCUAAAAACUCCACCCAGACCUCAAGGUCAGCGACAUGAACCUGAAAGCAGAGGGGGUCUGGGUGAUACUGGAUUUCAUAUGUCAUUUGGAAUUAGUGCAUUUCCUUUCGGCUUCUUCACCACAGUAUUUAACAGCAACGAAAACUACCAGAGAAUAGACAAUGUUGGGAAUCCUAACACAUGGCAGGACUCACUGUUUCUCUUCAUUGCUAUCUUCUUCUUCUUCUGGUUGCUGAGUGUGUGAGCAGCACCUGUGCAAAGACCAUCAGUUCCAGACUGACUCGGAUUGUGUGGUACCAUCCCACCCACCAUAUGUGCAUACAGUACACUCUAGCCAGGGGGGAAGGUGGUGCUCUUUAAAUGAUUUUUAAGGAUGCCGAAUGGAGCAGUGAUACUAAAUUGAGACUCAACUUCAGUUUGAAGAAAUUUAGUUGUAUGAUUUUUUUUUUAUUUAAAUAAUGAUCAUAAAUAAACAUGAAAAUGUUGAAGAUAUUGGUAAUUUUGCACUCAAAAUAAGGUAGACUUGCCAAACAAAGACAACAUGGUCCCUUCCUGCAUCUAUUCUACAGUUGCAACUACAGUUAUCUUUAUCUUCAUGAUAUUUUGAUUCAUGCCUACAAAUCAUUUUGUAGCAUGAAAAUAAAACAGGAAUUUGUUAUUCCACAACUAGUUGGAAUACCUAAAUUUAAGUCUAAUGUGUAGUAUACAUUGCCCAAUGUUAAAAUGAGCAACGCUGUUAUAAUUUCUACUUUAGUUGCUCCGACAGUGCAUCUGGUUAGAGGAUUCUUUUUAAAUAGUGUAAAUUUGAGGAAUUUGGAAUUGACAGGAUGAUGUUUAUUUCUUGAAAUUCAACAUGUCUUUGUAAAACCAAAAAGAAUAACAAGUUGCAUCAUUUGUAAUGCCAAGUACAUUGUUUUCCGCGUGAACAUCAUAUUACCUUUUAAAGACUAAAUUGUUUGAAUCUGAUUGGUGGAAAGAAAAAUGUUAGUUUGGUCUCCCCAAUUCCAUGUUAAGAUUAUUUUUUUAUAAGUUUAAAAGAAAAUUUAUUGAAAAUAUAUAAUUGUAACAGUGUAUAGAAUGUAAGUAAGUAUACAUACACGUUUUUCAUUGAAUAUGUAUAAUUCCUUUUGCCAAUGUAAGUCUAAAGUGUGUAAAUUGUAUGUUUAUGCUUCUAUAAUUUGUUACAAUGAGAAGAAAAAUUAUUACAAGAUGAGAAAAGUU
Erpetoichthys calabaricus (reedfish) is the source of this 1547-nucleotide messenger RNA. RefSeq names its product ring finger protein 5 (gene rnf5). Gene Ontology annotation, molecular function: metal ion binding; ubiquitin-like protein conjugating enzyme binding; ubiquitin protein ligase activity. Lineage: Eukaryota; Metazoa; Chordata; Cladistia; Polypteriformes; Polypteridae. Bases 34 to 570 code for a protein of 178 amino acids. Gene Ontology annotation, biological process: ubiquitin-dependent protein catabolic process. The record is from RefSeq and is a predicted model, not a curated record. The transcript is spliced from 6 exons. Gene Ontology annotation, cellular component: endoplasmic reticulum.